CGCGCGUGUUGGAGUGUCGUUGCUCCGCGCUUUGGCCGCGGUGUGUCUGUGCAGUGUCGUGUCAGGGUGUCGAAGUGGCGGGAUUCCUUGCCGCAGGACGGGGGGCACAUGCCCCCUUCCACCAGCACCACAUUGGUAAAAGUCAGUGUCUCGUGUCGAUAGGAUUUUGAAAAAUAGAUUUUUUACGUGUUCUUCCCACUGAACUUUGAAUGUGAUUAGCAGCUAUGCCGACGUACGGAGGACGUGGCGAGGCAGGCGGCGCGAUGGCUUGCGCCGGCUGCGAAAAGCCUAUCCUGGACAAGUUCCUCUUGCACGUGCUUGAGCGAGCAUGGCAUGCGGCGUGCGUGCGCUGCGCGGACUGCCGUGCUCCGCUUGCUGACAAAUGCUACUCAAGGGACAACAAGCUGUUCUGUAGGAAUGAUUUCUUUAGACGUUACGGAACAAAGUGCAGUGGCUGUGGGCACGGCAUCUCGCCUUCCGACUUGGUAAGAAAAGCCCGAGAGAAGGUGUUCCACCUCAACUGUUUCACCUGCCUCGUCUGCAGGAAGCAGCUGUCUACCGGCGAAGAACUAUACGUCUUAGACGACAACAAGUUUAUAUGCAAAGAGGAUUACUUAGCUGGGAAGGCGCCAACGCAUUCUGAUUCACUACUCGGUUCUGGUUCAGACGAAGAAGAAGAGGAAGAGUCGAGAGCAGCGAACAACUCAAGUAGUCCCGCGCAUGCGCCUCAUCCAGCGCUACACUCGGACCUAUCACAUAAUGGCGAUACGAAACCGCACGAGGAUUCAGAGGACCAGUUGUUCCUCUUCCAUUCUCAGGGAUCCUUGGAUGGAGAUCCUGAAACUCGGGACUCCCAGGCCGAGAACAAAUCUCCAGAUGACGGCAACGGUGGCUCCAAAAGAAGGGGACCCAGAACUACGAUAAAGGCGAAGCAGUUGGAAAUACUGAAGUCUGCUUUCUCACAAACACCGAAACCAACACGACAUAUACGGGAACAGCUGGCGAAAGAAACGGGACUACCUAUGAGGGUUAUACAAGUCUGGUUCCAGAACAAGCGGUCAAAAGAACGCCGUCUGAAACAGCUCACAUCAAUGGGCAGAGGGCCAUUCUUCGGAUCAUCCCGCAAGAUGCGAGGGUUCCCAAUGAACCUGUCGCCUGGAGGCCUGGAGGAGGGGCCGCCGGGGUUCCCAUACUUCGCGACAGCCGAUGGAAAGUUCGAGUUUGGCUAUGGCCCGCCGUUUCACCAUGAUGCGCCUUUCUUCCAUCCACCGCCGUCGAUGCCGUUCAAUCAGCCAGGUCGUUUCGCAGGUGGCAUGGAGACGCUGCAGGGCGGCGAGUUCCCCGAGCAAUUCCCUCCACCGGAUCACCUCGUUCUCCCGCGGCCUUCAUCCCCUGAGUUCACCUUUGGAGACGCCCCGCCACCCCUUCAUCCCGAGGGUCUGGUGUGGUAGCUGAAGCCGGAGCCGCGAGACUACCACGACUGAUGCGGCUCGACGGGUUUUUAAGUGGACAGAGUGAUUUUAUAACGAAGUGACGUUUAAAUGGCAAAAACGUAUGCGACAUACGGCCAAAAGUGUUUUAUAAUAAAUUUAUUUAAUUAUUUUUUUUCAUAAUCAAGAAUGGAACAAUUUUAUAAGAAAUGCUAAGGCUUACAAAUCAUACAGCCAACAUUAUUUAAUUAUUCUUUUAUUCGUGUAUAAUACGUUACACAGAUAAUGAAUUAAGAAAACCGGGCAUAACAAUGUGUCCGUUGUCCGGUUUUUUUUUUAUAAAUCGCUUGAUUAUGCUUUGUAACUUAGCUUGAAAUAUUUUUUUAAUUUUUCAAAUAUUAUGUAUUUUGAAGUUAUUUACGUUCAGUAGCCGAUCCUUAGCCACUAAUUAUAUUCCGAUAUUUAAACCAUUUUAUAUGAAAUUAACUUGUUAUUGUAUACUAUACAUAAAUGUGAAUAUUGUACAGAAAAGAUUUUAUAAUAUGAAUAUUACCUAUAUUAAGUUAAAUAAAAAAAUUAAUUUAUUUACAAUUAGCGUUCGAGUAUUAGACAUACUUUUUGGUUCCUAUUUUAAGAGUAGAUACACGUUUUAAUUUUUUUUUUUUUUUGUAUUUAUUAAUUAAUUUCUAAAAAAAUCGUUUUUAUAGCUAUGUACAUGAAUAGAUAAAUAAAUAUUAAAUGGGUAUGUAUAGACGGAUACAGUGGUUAAAUUGUCUAUGUAAAUAUAAUAUUUGUAUAUAAUAAUAUAUAGCUGGGAUUUCGUGUAUUAUAAUUUACAUUACAUACUUAUAGACUAAUAUGUGUAAUAAAUAGUAAUAUGCACUAAUUACAUUGAUUGUUUUACAUGAUAAAUUAAUAAUCAUAAAUAAAAAUAUCCUAUUAAUUUUAUUUUUUAUCGCAUCGGUUGCAACGUUUUUUUUUUUUAAUAAUUUAAUUAGUUUGCAAAUCUACAAAUGCUUAAUGUAAAAUUUGUAAUAUACCUAUCAUUGUCUAUUAUCGUAAAAUAUUUUUCGAAUGCAUUUCUGUAAUUAAGGGAACAUUGUGUGUAAAUGACGAACGACUCCAUAUUGUUUUUUGGUUCACGACUUUUUUAUCUGUAAUUGAAAUGUAGAUAACGAAAUGUACUUAAAUAAAAAGUCUAAUGAAAAUAUGACAUUUUCAAUUGUCAUAAAAUUGGAUACAAAUAGAAGAAUAGAUUUAGAAAAAUGUUAACACUACAUUGUUAACAGUAAACAAUUUUGAAAUGUAAGACAUAAAAUCAUGACCUAUUAUUAUUGUUUAGGUGUUAGUAUUAUUAGUUAACGAUAUUGCGUCUUUAUCUUUCGAAUGUCAAAUCAAUGAUGAGUGAAAGAGAUUGAUUAGGUGUUGAACUAAACUGUCGCUAAACAAUAUCUAUGACGCCGUAAGUGUUAUGUAAUGAUUUAACAAUAAAGACAUUUAGUUUGGUACUAAUUUCAUAACUAAUGUCGUUAAGGUUGAGAAUCGAAUCUGUAUAUCCUUAUUCGAUUCUCUUACAACUUGUAGCAAAUGAACUGUCAAAAACACUAUUUAAAUAGUUACGUACUUUAGUGUUUUUCUUAAAACCAAUUACGAACCACUAAAUAAAUAGCG
Nymphalis io (European peacock) is the source of this 3101-nucleotide messenger RNA. RefSeq names its product LIM/homeobox protein Lhx5 (gene Lim1). Gene Ontology annotation, cellular component: nucleus. Gene Ontology annotation, molecular function: DNA-binding transcription factor activity, RNA polymerase II-specific; RNA polymerase II transcription regulatory region sequence-specific DNA binding. Gene Ontology annotation, biological process: regulation of transcription by RNA polymerase II; neuron differentiation. Lineage: Eukaryota; Metazoa; Arthropoda; Insecta; Lepidoptera; Nymphalidae. Bases 225 to 1451 code for a protein of 408 amino acids. The transcript is spliced from 7 exons. The record is from RefSeq and is a predicted model, not a curated record.